Molecule: messenger RNA, 577 nt
Organism: Eremomyces bilateralis CBS 781.70
Lineage: Eukaryota; Fungi; Ascomycota; Dothideomycetes; Eremomycetales; Eremomycetaceae
Exons: 3
Coding region: 1-450 (149 amino acids)
Source: RefSeq, a predicted model, not a curated record
AUGGAACCGGUGAGCGCAGUAUCCACCUUCGUUGGCCUUACUGUAGCCGCUGGGAAGAUCUGCGAAGUCCUCAAACCGAUCGUGGAAAACAUCAAGGAUGUCCCUCGUUUUAUUUCAUCCGCGGCUGUGGAGGUUGCUGACUUCCAUAGCGCUCUUACAUCCCUUCAAUCCAUAUUUUCGGGAUACAAUUUUAGGAAAAUAUCAAUCAUUUCGGUCGUAGCCCUACCCUUACUCCCUAGUGAAGUCAUCCUCCUCGAGCGUCACGCUUCUGGAAUCUCUGUAGUCCCCGGUGAUGACGGUCCUAUACCGAGAGUGAGGUCCCAAUGGACGGCGUCUACGAUGGAGUCAUCCACACUUGUAACGAAUGCGGAGGGAUUUUGGAAGAAGGGCGGGAUGGAAAUCGAUGGCACGCCCGUUUCUUUAAGAGUAGCAGAUGUAAAAGACGACUAGAGUCCGAUUCGCACUUAUCAUUCCAUCCAGAUGGGGACCUUAUCUGCAACAUUGCACAUAUUUCUGCCACUCGUGUGGGAACAAAAUUAAAGACCUAUAAAUUGUCACCCUGGAUCACGUAUAUAGU